Messenger RNA from Miscanthus lutarioriparius, 1482 nucleotides. Lineage: Eukaryota; Viridiplantae; Streptophyta; Magnoliopsida; Poales; Poaceae. The record is from the annotation of a GenBank genome assembly.
AUGGCGCCCCGCGGCCGGACCCUGCUCCUCCCGCUCGCCGCGGCCACCGUCCUCGUCGCCUCCACCAUCUUCCUCUUCGCCGCCGUCGGCGCGCGCUGGCGUCCUGCCGACUCCGGCCUCCCCGUCCCGCCCCACCACGCCUUCCCCACGGCCGUCCCCGCGACCGCUUCUUCCUCCAACGCCACCACCGCCAACAAAGAGCUCUCCUUUCUUGACGAGAACGGCCAACCCGACGACCCCUCCUCCGCCUCAGCAUCCAGAUCCGCCUCCGCCUCCACCUCCACCUCCGGCACCGGCGCCGUCAGAUGCGACCCCCGCGCCGCCGCUGCCAUCAAGGUGUUCAUGUACGACAUGCCGCCCGAGUUCCACUUCGGCCUCCUCGGCUGGUCACCGCCGUCCCCUGACUCCGUCUGGCCAGACGUCACGCCCGGCGCCCCGCCGCCGCGGCGCUACCCCGGGGGGCUCAACCAGCAGCACAGCGUGGAGUACUGGCUCACGCUCGACCUCCUCCUCUCCUCUUCCUCCUUGCCGCCCCCCUGCGGCCGCCACUCCGCAGUGCGGGUCGCCGACGCCCGCGACGCCGACCUCGUCUUCGUCCCGUUCUUCGCGUCCCUCAGCUACAACCGCCACUCCCGGGCCGUGCCGCCCGACAAGGUCAGCAGGGACAGGGCACUCCAGGAGAAGCUGGUGGCGUACCUCACGGCGCGGCCGGAGUGGAGGAGGUUCGGUGGCGCCGACCACGUCAUCGUCGCGCACCACCCCAACAGCUUGCUGCACGCCCGGGCGGCGCUGUCCCCCGCCGUCUUCGUGCUGUCGGACUUCGGGAGGUACCCCCCGAGGGUGGCCAGCUUGGAGAAGGAUGUCAUUGCGCCGUACAAGCACAUGGCUAAGACGUUCGUCAAUGACUCGUCCGGGUUUGAUGACCGGCCGACCCUGUUAUACUUCCGGGGAGCAAUUUACAGGAAGGAGGGAGGGAGCAUUCGACAGGAGCUAUAUUAUAUGCUCAAAGAUGAAAAGGAUGUUUACUUUUCCUUUGGAAGUGUCCAGGACCAUGGGGCCAGCAAAGCCAGCCAAGGAAUGCACUCAUCAAAAUUUUGCCUAAACAUUGCCGGGGACACCCCUUCUUCCAAUCGCCUGUUUGAUGCGAUAGUGAGCCACUGUGUCCCUGUUAUCAUCAGUGACAACAUUGAGCUACCUUAUGAGGAUGUGUUGGAUUAUUCAAAGUUCUCCAUCUUUGUCCGUUCAUCUGAUGCUGUUAAAAAGGGUUACCUGAUGAGACAGCUCAGUGGUGUAAGCAAGCAACAAUGGACAAAGAUGUGGAAUAGGCUCAAAGAGGUGGAUAAACAUUUUGAGUAUCAGUAUCCAUCCCAGAAAGAUGAUGCAGUCCAGAUGAUCUGGCAAGCAUUGUCUAGAAAGGUGCCAACAAUUAAGCUGAAGGUUCAUAGAUCUAGUAGAUUUUCAAGAUCUGACAGAGGAAAAUAA